UAAACGGAAGCGGAAAUUUCCGCUUGGCUAUGGAAAAGCCUCUCAUCUUCUCUCUCGUCCAUUCUCCCCAAAGCAUUUGUUCUCAUAUUUGUGGUGUACAGGCCAUAAGUCACCAUAGGGAGAGAGAGGCACAUGGACUGAAGUGCUUGUUUGCCACUGGAAAUUCUGCCUACAGCCAUUCCUACAUCCUUUAUUUAGCAGGGAAAAGUGCCUGACAAAACCACCAUCAUGACUCAUUCAAUGCUUCGGCGACAACUGAAGAACCUUGUUCAGAACUUCUCUGAAGCAGAAGUCAAGGUUCGAGAAGCGACCUCUAAUGACCCCUGGGGGCCAUCUAGCUCCCAAAUGGCCGACAUCUCAGAUUUGACCUACAAUGUGGUGGCAUGUAACGAGAUUUUAGCCAUGCUCUGGAAGCGCCUCAACGAUGACAAAAAUUGGAGGCAUGUGUACAAGGCUUUAACUCUUCUUGAAUAUCUGUUGAAAACGGGCUCUGACCGCAUCCCUCAGCAGAGUGUGGAGAACAUACACGUUAUCAAAGCCCUAACAGAAUACCGCUUCACUGACAAGGAUGGAAAGGACCAGGGGGUGAAUGUGAGAGAAAAGGCGAAGAUAGUGCUCGUGCUGAUCGAAGAUGAGGACAAGCGGAAAGAAGAGAGAGAUUUUGCUAUGAAGACGAAAGAUAAGCUGACAAAGGCUCCCAAUGUCUCAGCGUCCUCAGCUACAGGCCCAGAGAAGGAAAAGCCAGAGAUUCCACCGUAUACAGGGCUGCCUUCCCUGGACAACAUCCCUUCAGUGGCUGACCUCACCGCCGCUAUGGCGAGGAAGAAGGAGGAGCAGAAACGUCUGGAGGCCGAGAGGAAGGAGGCAGAGAGACGGGCGAAAGAGGGUGACACAGAGCCAGAUCUUUGGGAACAAGCAUCAACAGCAGCACCUCCAUUCAACUCUGAUCCCUGGGGAGCCCCAUCUGAUGCAUCUAAUGAAUCUGCACCUGCUAGUAAUGACCCAUGGGGUGGAUCUGCUGAUGGGGAAAGUGACUCUCCACCUGCUUCUGGUGAUCCAUGGGGAGGAUCUGCUAAUGCUGAAAAAGUUUCUUCACCUGCCUCCAAAGAUCCUUGGGGUGGAUCUACUAACGCAGAGAAAAAUUCUCAACCUGCCGCCAAUGAUCCAUGGGGCGACUCUUCGGGAAUUUCAGAAAAUCCAUGGGGGGCUCCAACAGAUGCACAGAAAGACUCUGAGCCUGCAAAGUCUGAUCCCUGGGGGUCAUCAGCAGAUAAUGUACAGGAUUCAGCACCUGGAACCUCUGACCCCUGGGGGGAGCCGUUGGAAGCAACAUCAGUCAAGUCUGACCCAUCUACCAAUCCAUUUGGUGAUAGUUCAAAAGCAGAUAAUGACCCUUGGGGUACAGCAGAUUGGAAAGUAACUGGAUCAAACAGCAGGCCAGCUUCUUCUCCGCUCACUGUAAAUGACCCCUGGGGUGCCCCAUCUGCUCCAACUGAUGCGAUGACAGCCAGUUACGCUUUUGAAGAUGUACGAAGUUCAGAUCCAUGGGGAGCGACUUCUGAGAACAGCAACGGAACAGGUGACACUGCCACUAAACCUGUUGAUGAGACCAAAAAGCCAGCGUCCUUCCUUGGUGAAGGUGCUUCAUUGGUGGACUUUGACUCUCUUAUGUCAGUCAAGCCCAAACUUAAACAGCCCCCUCUCAACGCCAUCUCCGCCUCUACACAAAAAGCCCAGGGCUGUUUGCUCGCUACAGGCAUGACCAGGCCAUUGAGCAGCAACAUGUCCAAUGUGGCCAGUUCUACUACAUUCCCGACAAAUCAGAAUUAUUUUGGUUUUAACUCUAUGAUGCCUGGUUCCAGUGCCCCCCUAAAUAUGGCCCCCGGGGUACCUGUUUCCCACAUGGUGUCUCCAACCCAGAAUACAAACCUUUCAUCUUUGACAAUGCCCAACAUUGGUUUUCCCAUGGUAAACUUGCACAAUGCACCAAAAAUGGUACAACCUAACACUGCGGAGACUUCUGUUGGUGAGCUAUCGCCUGUGUCAUUCACCGGAGUGGUUACCCCACGAGCUGGAGUUCCACAGCAAUCUCCACUAGUUUGGGGUCCUGGAACUGGGACAUCUGGCAAGGGAAAUAACAUUUUUUAAGUUCUCCAAACAUCAUCCAUUCAUCGCGACACUUCCUUUGUCCCCUCCCCCUUUAUUAAUCCCAAUUUAUUGUGUGUAUGUGUGUAUAAGUGUGAGCAACCCUUUAAAUAUCAGUGCACAUUGAUAAACUGUACGUUUUUUCCAUUCUGGGGAGAAAAGCAUGCGUAUCCCGGCCUUUCCAACUAGAUGGACUGAGAGAAUGAAGCGGGUGUUUUGUUUAAUAGCUCUUUAUCCAGUAUGUUGUAGAAUCCAUCAAGGUCCUGUAUGUUGGAGUUUUUUAAGAAAGCUUACCAAAAACCUGGGAUUUCUACUGAAAUAAUUUGCCAGCCAGUGAGCAGAUUUGUGAAAGUCUUGAAAAGCGUUGCUUGGAUAACUGAUAAUUGCUGGAUAAACAUUAAGCUUGCUCGAAGAGUGGAAAAUCUCAUGUUUAUCCUGAAAGGUAUUCAGCUAACCAAGUAAUCCACAUCUAAAGAUGGGAUCAGUGCUUAAACAAAUUACGUGAAAUAAAUCCUGCUGUUGGGACCAGAAGUUUCUUCUCUUUUAAUAACCGCUGGGACCAAGUUGCUUAUACAAAUCAAAUCAAAUCAAAAUCACUUUUAUUGUCACACAACCAUAUACACAAGUGCAAUAGUGUGUGCAAUCAUUGGGGUCAUUAUACAUGAUGUCGGAUAGGCCACUCAAGACUGGCACACAAAUUUUUACUAUCGGGGGAUAUGUGCAUCAUGUCAGAGCCCACUGUCUAUCAAACAUAUUUUAUUGGAUUGUAAUAUUUCUACUCCUGUGAGAAAACUCUUUUAUUCCGUUGACACCCUUGAAAAGGUUUUUAACAAAAUUAGUCCAAAUUUAGUUUGAGUUUUUAGAAAGAAUUAGUCUUAAACAUCUUAUUUAGUUUUACUUUUAUUAUUUUAACCUGGUUUUCGACAUGAAAUAACCAUCAAAGCUGGUGUGGCAUCAAGAAACAAACAAGCAAAUUGAUGUAUUUAUUUUACAUUUUGAGUAUGAUUUGGUUUGAAACCGAUCAUUAUUGUAGUUGAUAUCCAAACAAAUCCAAAAGGCAACACUAUAGUCACUCUUAAGUGACGAUCAUGCACAAUGUUUUUGUUGCUUGUUUGGAAAUGUUGAUCUUUUAUUCAAUUUCAUGGUAUUUAAUGGUGAGUAAUAGCAUCAGAGGUUUGUGGUAAAUUAUAAAACCUCUAAAUUAAUGGACAAUAUUUUUUUUAUUCUUUCUAUAAGAUGAUUUAUUAAGAUGUACUGUAUCUUUUAUAUCACCUUUUGCUGUCUGAUAACUGUUGCAAAUGUAUGUAUUUAUUUAUUUAUUUAUUUAUUUGUCCUAAUUGUAUUUAUUCUGUCUUUUAUUUGAAGGAAGAAAUUGAUGGAACAUGUGCAAAAGUAAAAAAAAAAUAAUACUUUCUAUUCUUUAUUUGGAUGAAACAUUCUACACGUCUUCAUUCAUACAAUAUUGGUUUUAUUUUCAUAUUCGCUGUUACUGUAAUUAUAGGUUCAGUUACGGUUUUAUUUUGUAUUACAAAUUCAUAUAUAUUUAUUCUACAAGUUAUGGUAAAGCUGUGGUGUUACCUGUGAAAGUGACAAUUUAAGAAUAAAGUGACAAGAUAAUGAAAAAA
Myxocyprinus asiaticus (Chinese sucker) is the source of this 3770-nucleotide messenger RNA. RefSeq names its product epsin-1-like. The transcript has 11 exons. Lineage: Eukaryota; Metazoa; Chordata; Actinopteri; Cypriniformes; Catostomidae. Gene Ontology annotation, cellular component: endosome; clathrin vesicle coat; plasma membrane. Gene Ontology annotation, biological process: endocytosis. The coding region runs from base 229 to 2148 and encodes 639 amino acids. Gene Ontology annotation, molecular function: clathrin binding; phospholipid binding. The record is from RefSeq and is a predicted model, not a curated record.